CAACGAGAAUAUUAUUCGUGAAACAGAAUAAUUACGAACGCACAAAACUCGAUCGGGUUUCAGUUAGUGAAUUGUUUAAAUUUGAACAAUGUUCCGCGCUACAGUAAUAAUUACGUUACUUGGAGUGUCAGUGUUGUUCCACAGUUCAACUUCAGUAGAUCUUCCCCGGUUCGUGGGUCCGGGGUCAAACGUGACGGUAGCUGUGGGAAGGGAUGCUGUCUUCAUCUGCAGGGUUGAUGAACUGCAGUCAUUUAAGGUGGCGUGGCUCCGUGUGGAUACACAGACGGUGCUGACGAUCGCGGCGCACGUGAUAACCAAGAACCACCGCAUCAGCGUGAUUCACGGCGACGGCACUUGGACGUUGGUGCUGCGUGACGUCACGCCGGCGGACGGGGGCAGCUACAUGUGUCAGGUGAACACGGAGCCCAUGAUGAGUCAGCUGCACGAGUUACACGUUGUGGUAUCGCCGGACAUCGACGACGAAGCCAGCAGCGGUGACGUCACGGUUGACGAGGGAGAGAGACUGGCCCUCCGCUGUGUGGCCUCCGGGACCCCUACACCAAGUGUCACGUGGAGGAGAGAGGACUUCAGACAUUAUAGAAUUGAUAAUCAAACUGUAGUAUCGAAGUGGAGCGGAGAAUGGCUGAACAUAUCAAUUGUGGAGAGAACGACAUCGGGAGCAUAUCUAUGUAUAGCUACCAACGGGGUGCCACCAUCUGUCAGUAAGAGGAUAUUGCUGCGUGUUGUAUUCGCCCCCUCAGUUUGGUCCGGUCAUGCAGCCGCCUGGGCCCUAACCGGUUCGUCAGUGAUCUUACAAUGUACAUCAGAAGCAUACCCUAUCGCCGCCUCAUAUUGGGUCUUUGACGGUGAACUACUUGUAAAUGGUAGCAAACACAUGGAGAGUGUUAUAUCGCGAGAGUACCGGCACACCAUGACGCUGGUAGUGAACGACAUGUCGCGAGGAGACUCGGGCUCGUAUCGCUGUCACGUGGACAAUCAUCUUGGAAACGCUCAAGCGGAAAUAUCCUUAUACAUGGUUACAACAACGACUUCAACAACAACAACAACGACCACAACAACAACAACAACGACAGCACUACCAACAACUACGAUGGUCACAUAUGAAGAAAGAUAUACAGACACACCACUUCGAGAUAAGAUGGAGGAUCCAGCUCUAGAACAAUCAGACAUUUAUGUUGUUCUCAGCCAACAUCAAAUGCAAACCCUAGAGAUGCUUACUACAUUAUGACCUGGAAGCGGGGAGGGCGCACAGUCUCCUUGGUCAGAUGGUUGGUCCCCAACACACGAUGUAGCCACAAAAAAUGCUCCAAUGCUAGCCAUAACAUUGGUCACAAUAUUAUUAAUAUUAUGACAUAAAUUAUCCCAGGAAUUUACGAAUUUAUGACAAUUAAAGUGGGGUGAUAAGUGUGCUAGUGAACUUUUCAAAUAAAAUGUUUUCAACUUUAUAAGUUCGGUGUAAUUUUUAUUUAUAGGAAAUGUUACAUCAUUGCCAGCCAAAAUUAUAGAUGUAAAUAUAAUGUAAAUUAUAAUAUAGGCUUACUGAAUGUUACUGAAAUACGUAUUUGAGCAAUUGAUGCAUUCCUACGAAGCUCGUAAUGAGUUUCCUGAGGAAGACUGGUGCAACCAUUUUUAAAUAGUUCCAAAUCCAGAAACAUUCAGUAUAUACGUAAUAAUGUAAAUACAAAAUGUUUGUUUGAUGCUAUUUUUUAUUGAUCCUAAUGGUAUUCCAUAAAAUUAUAUUGCAACCUCCUAAAUUGAAAUAUUAGAUUUUUUUAUUGUAGUAGCAGUUAUGUGCAUCUCAUCGUCGGAGCACGUACUCAUAAUUAAAUAUAUCACAAAGAUUUGAGAUAGUUAUAAGGUCUCCGAUGUUCAUAACAUCAUAAAAUGUGAUGAGACCCUGAAGCCAUUCAAAUCAAAAUAAAAACCGGAUUAUGGUUUGGUAAAACAGUUUGUGAUUCUAACAAUUUAAAUAACAAUUUGUGACUAAAUGUAAGAAAAAUACUGCGCUUUCAAAAUGGUGUCAUUUUAAUUGUAUAUAC
Molecule: messenger RNA, 2060 nt
Organism: Leptidea sinapis
Lineage: Eukaryota; Metazoa; Arthropoda; Insecta; Lepidoptera; Pieridae
Product: opioid-binding protein/cell adhesion molecule homolog
Exons: 10
Coding region: 89-1249 (386 amino acids)
Cellular component (GO): neuron projection
Source: RefSeq, a predicted model, not a curated record